AACCAAGGACUGCACCAGCAACAAUGCCACCAGCCCUCACAACACCAGCGCCCACAACACCAGCCCCCACAACACCAGCCGCCAAAACACCAGCCGCCACAACACCAGCCACGACAACACCAGCCCCCACAACACCAGCCCCCACAACACCAACCACAACAACACCAGCCACAACAACACCAGCGACAACUACAGCAGCCUCCACAACACCAACAACACUAGCCCCCACAACACAAGCCACAACAACACCAGCCACAACAACACCAGCCACAACUACACCAGCCCCCACAACACCAACAACACUAGCCCCCACAACACAAGCCACAACAACACCAGCCCCCACGACCCCAGCCCCCACAACAGCCGCAGCAACGACACCAACUACUAAUCCCACCAGCCAAGCGCAGAUCCCAGCUACCAUCCCAGAAGACACGCAUGGAGAAUUUAUAAUGAAGUCAAGUCCCAGUGGCAGUGCCGUGUUCAUCAGCAACACAGGUUGGAAUUUCUACGCACCUCCCCUGAACUAUGACUUUACAAAAUGCACUGUCAGCAUCCCAAGCAGGAAUCUCUCACAUACCUUCAAAAGCAAUGGAUUUGAAUUGGUUGAGGAUUCUACUCAGCCUCAGUCCUAUUUUAAAUACCGGAUCAGUAUCAACUACAUUGACGCAAAUGCCACGCACUCCUGGUUUCUACUCGAUGGACGUAUGAAAGACGAGGAUUGUUUGCUGAAAUGUAAAGAGGGUAGCAUGCUGCAUGGCAAUCCAUUCAAUGUCAUUAAAGGCAUUAGCUACACGACCGCUGCAAUCAGUACAACUCUAUGGAAGACUCCAUCCGAUGAAUAUUUUCCAGUGCCUCAGAAAAGCGACGCUCCAGAUACAUGCACAUACAGUAACAGUGUUUGUUUCACGAGCACUUGUAAAGCAACUCGUCCUAAUGGGCCCUGCUCUUGUCAAGGUUCUGGGACACCCGGCGCCUCGACAACUGGUUGCACGCCUGGACAACCAAGGACUGCACCAGCAACAAUGCCACCAGCCCUCACAACACCAGCGCCCACAACACCAGCCCCCACAACACCAGCCGCCAAAACACCAGCCGCCACAACACCAGCCACGACAACACCAGCCCCCACAACACCAGCCCCCACAACACCAACCACAACAACACCAGCCACAACAACACCAGCGACAACUACAGCAGCCUCCACAACACCAACAACACUAGCCCCCACAACACAAGCCACAACAACACCAGCCACAACAACACCAGCCACAACUACACCAGCCCCCACAACACCAACAACACUAGCCCCCACAACACAAGCCACAACAACACCAGCCCCCACGACCCCAGCCCCCACAACAGCCGCAGCAACGACACCAACUACUAAUCCCACCAGCCAAGCGCAGAUCCCAGCUACCAUCCCAGAAGACACGCAUGGAGAAUUUAUAAUGAAGUCAAGUCCCAGUGGCAGUGCCGUGUUCAUCAGCAACACAGGUUGGAAUUUCUACGCACCUCCCCUGAACUAUGACUUUACAAAAUGCACUGUCAGCAUCCCAAGCAGGAAUCUCUCACAUACCUUCAAAAGCAAUGGAUUUGAAUUGGUUGAGGAUUCUACUCAGCCUCAGUCCUAUUUUAAAUACCGGAUCAGUAUCAACUACAUUGACGCAAAUGCCACGCACUCCUGGUUUCUACUCGAUGGACGUAUGAAAGACGAGGAUUGUUUGCUGAAAUGUAAAGAGGGUAGCAUGCUGCAUGGCAAUCCAUUCAAUGUCAUUAAAGGCAUUAGCUACACGACCGCUGCAAUCAGUACAACUCUAUGGAAGACUCCAUCCGAUGAAUAUUUUCCAGUGCCUCAGAAAAGCGACGCUCCAGAUACAUGCACAUACAGUAACGGUGUUUGUUCCAAGGGCAAACCCUGUCAAGCAACUCGUGCUAAUGGGCCCUGCUCUUGUCAACCUUCUGGGACACCCGGCGCCCCGGCAACUGGUUGCACGCCUGGACAACCAAGGACUGCACCAGCAACAAUGCCACCAGCCCUCACAACACCAGCGCCCACAACACCAGCCCCCACAACACCAGCCGCCAAAACACCCACAACACCAGCCACGACAACAACAGCCCCCACAACACCAGCGGCCACAACACCCACAACACCAGCCCCCACAACACCAGCAACAACAACACCCACAACACCAGCCCCCACAACACCAGUCCCCACAACACCCACAACACCAGCCCCCACAACACCAGCAACAACAACACCAGCCCCAACAACACCAGCCCCCACAACACCAACCACAACAACACAAGCCCCCACAACACCAACCACAACAACACCAGCACCCACAACACCAGCCACGACAACACCAGCCCCCACAACACCAGCCCCCACAACACUCACAACACCAGCCCCCACAACACCAGUCCCCACAACACCCACAACACCAGCAACAACAACACCAGCAACAACAACACCAGCCCCCACAACACCAGCCCCCACAACACCAACCACACCAACACAAGCCCCCACAACACCAACCACAACAACACCAGCACCCACAACACCAGCCACGACAACACCAGCCCCCACAACACCAGCCCCCACAACACUCACAACACCAGCCCCCACAACACCAGUCCCCACAACACCCACAACACCAGCAACAACAACACCAGCAACAACAACACCAGCCCCAACAACACCAGCCCCCACAACACCAAUGACAACAACACAAGCCCCCACAACACCAACCACAACAACACAAGCCCCCACAAUACCAACCACAACAACACCAGCAACAACAACACCAGCCCCCACAACAACACCAGCACCCACAACACCAGCCCCCACAACGCCAGCCCCAACAACACCAACCACAACAACACCAGCCCCAACAACACCAACCACAACAACACCAGUCCCCACAACACCCACAACACCAGCAACAACAACACCAGCAACAACAACACCAGCCCCAACAACACCAGCCCCCACAACACCAACGACAACAACACAAGCCCCCACAACACCAACCACAACAACACAAGCCCCCACAAUACCAACCACAACAACACCAGCAACAACAACACCAGCCCCCACAACAACACCAGCACCCACAACACCAGCCCCCACAACGCCAGCCCCAACAACACCAACCACAACAACACCAGCCCCAACAACACCAACCACAACAACACCAGCCCCCACAACACCAGCCCCAACAACACCAGCCCCAACAACACCAGCACCCACAACGCCAACGCCCACAACACCAACCACAACAACACCAGCCCCCACAACACCAGCCACGACAACACCAGCCCCCACAACACCUGCCCCAACAACACCAGCCCCCAAAACACCAACCACAACAGCACCAGCACCCACAUCACCAACCCCCACAACACCAGCCCCCGCAACACCAACCACAACAGCACCAGCCCCCACAACACCAGCUCCCACAACACCAACCACAACAACACCAGCCCCAACAACACCAGCCCCAACAACACCAGCACCCACAACACCAACCCCCACAACACCAACCACAACAACACCAGCCCCCACAACACCAGCCCCAACAACGCCAGCUCCCACAACACCAACCACAACAACACCAGCCCCAACAACACCAGCCCCCAAAACACCAACCACAACAGCACCAGCCCCAACAACACCAGCUCCCACAACACCAACCACAACAACACCAGCCCCCACAAGACCAGCCCCAACAACACCAGCCCCAACAACACCAGCCCCAACAACCCCAGCACCCACAACACCAACCGCAACAACACCAGCCCCCAGAAGACCAGCCCCAACAACACUAGCCCCAACAACACCAGCACCCACAACACCAACCCCCACAACACCAGCCCCCACAACACCAGCCCCCACAACACCAGCCCCCACAAAACUAACCACAACAACACCAGCCCCCACAACACCAGCCACAACAACACCAGCCUCAACAACAACAACCAGAACAACACCAGCCCCCACAACACCAGCCCCCACAACACCAGCCCCAACAACACCAGCCCCCACAACAUCAGCCACAACAACACCAGCCCCAACAACACCAGCACCAACAACACCAGCCCCCACAACACCAGCCACAACAACACCAGCCACAGCAACACCAGCCCCCACAACACCAGCCCCCACAACACCAGCCACAACAAGCCUCCCUACAAACUUGCCUGGACCUGCUGAGAAAAACCAAAGCCAGCAGGGGAUACCUCAGAACAAUACCACAACAGGCCAAUCUCCAGCACGGACUCCUACCUACACCGCUUCAUACGCAACAACACAGCAACAGGCUGGAGACAGCACAUCUCAUGUUGCAACUCCUGUGAGGACUAGUGUAUCUACAGAUAGUCCAAUGAAUCAAUCAUACACCAAAGCUACUAUUGUGCUGUCCAAACAAAUGCCAGGAGCAACCACUCCAUCUGCUCCAAAGUCACCUGCUACAGAAUCCGCCCCAACCAGCAGCAACAACAGCAGCAGCCACAGCCACAGCAGCAGCAACAACAGCCACAGCCACAGCCACAGCAGCAGCAACAACAGCCACAGCCACAGCAGCAGCAACAACAGCCACAGCCACAGCAGCAACAGCAACACGGGCCGCGGUAGCAACACAGCUCCAUCAUUUGACAGGCAUUCUUCCACUCAAGGUGCAAACAAGCCUGGCACAUCCAAAUCAGCUUCAAUUGCUAGCAGCAGUAAUUUUGUGAUUGUUCACACGACAGUGAACAGUGGCUUGCCGGGCAAGUCAACCGUCCAACCACAAAGAUCCUUUAACCACAGCAUGGAUGGCCACAACAACAUAGAUGAAAUCCAUAGUAGCAAUCCAGGCCGUGAAAAUUCUGCCAAGGGACUUGCUCUUAUUGUGGCUCCGUUGGCUGUGGUUUGUGUGAUAGGAAUUGCUGCCGCUGGCAUUAUCGUUCAUCACAGGCGUAAGAAUUCUGCUAGUGGGUCCUCACUGGCUCCAGGCUUCAAUAAGCAAUGUGCACCCGGAAACUGGCUGGAGUCUGGAGAUAAGGUGGGCUUGGUUCAUGACAAGCCAGCUUCGUCCAAGCCCAAGAAGUCGUUUCGUUUCUCGGAAGAAGAUUUCAAUUUCGAAGUGCCAGAAGAGCCGAGUUCGUUCAUGGAGAAAGGGACUGGUCUUUCAAAGCCUGAUGAUCCGGUGUCAUUGGAGCAUGAGAACUGGCGUGCCAAGAGAAUGGAGGACAACGUGAGCCUGUGGAGCGCUGAUGGUAAGGAUGCUGUCCGCUCAACCCGCAGUGCAGACCUUUUGAGAUAUGCAUCAGAUCACGUUAAUGCCAAGUAUUCCAGUGUGACUAGCCAGCCGAGGGAUGCGACCAGCAUGACUGCUCAUACUAGCGGCGAUGCUGAUCAAGAAGGUACCUUUGUGACUACGACGCAGCAACAACAGCAGCAGCAGCUGCACAUGCAGCAAGACAUGCAGGGUACACCCCGGUCGGCUUGCAUUUUGGACGACUCGAAUCCCUACUGCGCCGUCUCACAUGCGCAAACAUCUGAGCACACGACGGAGUUGGAAUCGCUGGGUCAGUCACCGUACGAGGCUGUUGAUGUCCAACUCAUCCGAACGCAGCAGCAGCAGCAGCAGCAAUUUAACCAAUACAAUACUAGCAGCUUUCAGCAGCAGCCGCAGCAGCAAGCACGAACGCCGUAUGCCACACUUGAGGAACAACAGCAGGAGCAUCAAUCACAGGAUUAUGAAACCGCGACACAACAGCCGCAACAAUAUGCAACGGUGAAUCAACAUCAACAACAACAACAACAACAACAACAACAACAACAACAACAACAACAACAAAAACAACAAAAACGACAACAACAACAACAACAACAACAACAGCAGGAGCAUCAAUCACAGGAUUAUGAAGCCACGACACAACAGCCGCAACAAUAUGCAACGGUGAAUCAACAUCAACAACAACAACAACAACAACAACAACAACAACAACAACAACAACAACAACAACAACAGCAGCAGCAGCAGCAGCAAUACUCCGCAGUGAACCACCAACAACAACAAGAGCAGCAGCAGCAGCUGCAGCAAUACGCAAUGGUGAAUCACCAACAGCAGCAGCAGCAGGCGCAGCAAUAUACAAUGGUGAAUCACAAGCAGCAGCAGCCACAGCAGCAAUAUGCAGCAGUGAAUCGCCAGGAACAACAUGGAGAGUUGAACCAGCAAGACCAGUACACAUCUGUCAGCCGCCACACCCAGCGGCAGCAGCAGGAGCAGCAGACGCAGCAGAUUCAGCAAACAGCACAAGAACAAUAUUCCAGUGUCCAGAGUCGCCCUCACCGGGCCAGUAUGCGCAAAUUGCGUUCACAGAACACUACGGUUGAAGACGAUGGAGAUGCAAGAGAAGAGACAUUCCAGCAGCAGCAAAUACCUCAAUCUCUUUCCACUGUCAGUGUGCACAGCUUCCAGAGUGCUCACUCCUACCUUCCUGAGGAUAUGCCGAGUGUGGGGGAAGGUGACAUGGAAACUGCUGAUAUCGUCGAAGUGAACGCUCAGACUGGAAAGGCCUUUGCAAGCAACGCAUCACCAACAGGAAUCACCAUUGCAGCUCCUGGAGUGGCUUGGAGCGACCAUAGCGACAUUGACCAAGGUGAUGUAACCACAGGUGGCAAGAGUGCUCGUCAAGGCAUGCGUGCAUCGCCAAAAACUGUCGCCAAGAACCAAAUCACGCAGACAUCUGCUGUCACCGAGCUGGGCGAUAAAGAGUAUGAGCCGCUGGCACCAUACCAAAUGGCGGCGGCUGCAUCUGUCGCCCGCAACACAUCUAUGUGUCGUGCAAAGGCAACAAGGAAGAGCAUUGAUAAUGGCCUCGAUGACUAAGAUGCACUCUUUGCAUGUUAGUUGCCAAUAGUCUCCCAAUUUCUUCCUCUAAUUGACCCAAUUUGAUGCAUUUUGCAACUUUCUUUCUCUAUUUGCUCCUUUCUAUGCCACGUGUAAACUUGGCACUUUAUUGUUACUUUUUUUGUAGGCUGUAGUAGAUUUCAGUGCUUGUGGACAAUACUAUACGAGAUUCAUAACGAUGUGUGUCAUCAACACACUGUUAGACGUGCUCCUAGCGGCACUGUGCAGUAAUAGCCCUGUAGGAAACACCCACGUACGCACACACACACACGUACACACAACGCACUGUGUAUGUUCUAGCGCCUACGCGUGCAACAGUGUGCCCUAAAGCCGCUCCGCUGUGCUCAAUUUCAGUCCCUCUACACAUACUCCUGUCUGUCUACACAUUAGUAGUAUGACCCUCUGCCAUAAUCUAGCAUGCAUACACCACUGCGCCAUCUCUUUGCUACUUUAGUUUACUCUGUUGCAAGCUGCAUUGUACACUAUUGUACUCUCUGUUCCGGUCUAACACACACACAAUUACAGUACCUAUCGUGCUUUACAGACUGUGACCAGGUAUUCUCGACUAAGUUAUCGGCAGAUUAUUCUCUAUUCUUAGAAUUAUAUCUCUCACUGUUACAUGCCUACGUACACAAGUCUCAUGACUCAAGUCUCAAGAAAAAAA
Molecule: messenger RNA, 7563 nt
Organism: Sycon ciliatum
Lineage: Eukaryota; Metazoa; Porifera; Calcarea; Leucosolenida; Sycettidae
Product: mucin-2-like
Exons: 9
Coding region: 24-6878 (2284 amino acids)
Source: RefSeq, a predicted model, not a curated record